AUGCGUAAUAGUUCACAUAUAGACAGGCAACUGGACAACAACCGCAUCAAAUGUGUCACAGAGAUGUCAAUACGUGGACUUGGUGACAUGGAAAUUCUACGUAUCGGUGACAAUAACUUGGUGUGCGACUGUCACCUCAGCUGGUUGGCAAUAUGGCUGAGAAAGAACCCGCGACUGGGACUUUUUACCAAAUGCUAUGAACCCAUGAUUCUCAGGAAUCAGGCCAUAGAAGUGCUGCAGGCGAAGGAUUUCAAAUGUGCUGGUUACGAGCGACUCCAUUCUAAAGAAUGCCUUUCCGAAAUGCUGUGCCCUCGACGUUGCAGUUGCAUCGAAGGAGUCAUAGAUUGCCGGGGCCAGGAACUAAAAGUCAUCCCUGAUUUCAUUCCAGAAAGUACAACUGACCUUCGUCUUGACGAGAAUCACAUUACACGUAUCCCACCAAAGGCCUUCGCUGAUUAUAAGAACUUACGUCGUAUCGACUUGGGCAACAAUCAAAUAUCAUUUGUAGCCUCAGACGCCUUUGCUGGCUUAACUUCACUAAACUCAUUGAUUCUCUAUGGAAACAAACUUGUUGAUCUUCCACACGGCGUGUUCCGUGGUUUAACCUCAUUACAAUUACUGUUACUCAAUGCUAAUAAAAUAAAUUGCAUUCGAGAAGACACCUUUGUUGAUCUUGGGAAUCUCAAUUUACUAUCUCUCUAUGACAACAAGAUUGAAAGUCUUUCCAAUGGAACAUUCUUGCCAUUGAAGAAUAUACAAACUCUGCAUCUAGCUCGCAAUCCAUUCAUCUGUGACUGCAAUCUGCGCUGGCUGUCUGAAUAUCUGCACAACUAUCCAGUGGAGACUAGUGGUGCUCGCUGUGAGAGCCCACGCCGCAUGCGCAGGAAGAAGAUAGGCAAUAUCAGAGGAAGCAAGUUCAAGUGCAAAGGAUCCGAGCAACAACGUACAAGGAAUGCUGGGAUAUGUGCAGUAGUCUCCCAGUGUCCCUCUGACUGUGAUUGCACAGGAACUACAGUCGAUUGCUCAGGUCGCAGAUUAAACAAACUUCCUGAUACUUUUCCAGACUAUACAACACAUCUAAACUUUGCUGACAAUGAAAUUACAAGGAUUGAAACCACAAGUAUUCUGAGACGUUUGCCAAGCCUAGAAAUCUUGGACCUCAAGAAUAACAAAAUCACCCAUAUUGAGGAUAAUGCUUUCAGCAACCUCAAUAAUCUCCAGGAACUUAUUCUCACGGCCAACAAACUGACCAAGGUUAGUGUAGCUACCUUCAAAGGAUUGACAAAUUUAAGGAUACUGAAUUUAAUGUCCAAUCCAUUCAACUGCAACUGUCACUUGGCAUGGCUGCCAUUGUGGCUAAAAAGCAAGAACUUCGUAACUGGACACUUAACAUGCCUGACACCUCACAAUCUUAAAGAUGCACCCAUCAUUAGCCAUAAGGCAUCGGACUUCGUCUGUGAAGCAAAUCUAAAUGUUGAGAUGGGAUGCAAUGUUGCAAAACCAACCUGUUGUCCAUCUGCUGCUAUGGGUAAAAAAAAAAUGGACCUUGCAGUGUUUUUGUGCAGGCAAAAUCAGUAUAAAUAUUUGGACUUUAAUAACAUCACCGUUGUUCCCAGAGAGAUCAGCCGAUUAACCAAGUUGACACAGCUAGACCUCAGCUACAACCAGAUUGAAACUCUGCCGGAUUAUGCUUUUGCCAACCUUUCUCAUAUGUCAACUCUAAUACUCAGUUAUAAUCCACUUCAGUGUGUUGCUGAAACAAGUUUCUCUGGACUUACCAAAUUACGAAUACUGUCUCUGCAUGAGAACAAGCUGUCUACCAUUCCAUAUGGAACCUUCAAAGAUCUUCAUUCGUUAACCCAUAUCGUUCUUGGAGGAAAUCCAUUAUACUGUGACUGCAACCUCAAAUGGCUUUCUGAUUGGAUAAAAAAAGAUUUUCUUGAACCUGGCAUUGCUACAUGUGCCGGACCACCGCCAAUGUCUAACAAACUCCUUCUCACUACGCCUUCCUAUAAUUUCCAGUGUGGAAAAAAACCAGACCCAGUAGUAAUGUCCAAGUGUAACGCCUGCUAUGAGAACCCUUGUCAACACGGUUCCACUUGUACGGUGGUCUCGUUCCAGAAUUUCACCUGUUCUUGUACACCGGGUUAUUAUGGCACCAAGUGUGAGAAAGAGAUCGAUUCAUGCUUCGGCAACCCUUGCUACAAUGGGGCUACUUGUGAAGUUUUGGACAACGGCAGAUUCAUAUGUCACUGUCCACGAGGCUUCAAUGGUUAUCGCUGUGAAUCCAACAUAGAUGACUGUACAAACCAUUCCUGCCAGAAUAAUGCCACUUGCAUUGAUUUAGUGGAAACAUAUACCUGUCAAUGUCCUAUUGGUUAUAUAGGUAAACACUGUCAGAAGAAGAUUGUGUUUUGUGAAGGAGAGUAUAAUAUGUGUGAGAAUGGUGCUACCUGUAAGCCUAAAGGUGAUGAUUACAGCUGCGAAUGUCUACCAGGUUACACAGGUAAAAAUUGUUCAGAAAACAUAGAUGAAUGUCGCUCUCAUAUUUGUCAGAAUGGUGCCAAAUGCAUGGAUGGUCUCAACGGAUACACGUGUAUCUGCCCACCUGGUUACCUAGGCAACUUCUGUGAAAUAGCACCCAUCCAACAGUCAGGUGUACAACAACCCAGUGCCUGCCUUCACCACGAAUGUAAAAACAAUGGACUGUGUUAUCUGCCUUCCACCACAUCUGACUACAUGUGCCGCUGUGCCGCAGGUUUUGCCGGCAAGAAAUGCGAAAAGCUUCAUACAGUUUCCCUACACGAAGAAGAUUCAUACAUAAAGUUGCCAGCAUUACAGGUAGACCCUAAAGCCAAUAUAACCAUUGUGUUCUCUGCUAAGCAAGACAAUGGUAUUUUGCUCUACACCGGCUUCGAACAACACGUCGCAGCAGAGCUGUUCCGAGGCCGAAUUAGGAUCAGUUUUGAUGUUGGCAACUAUCCGGUAUCUUCGAUGUUCAGCUUCAAAACAGUAAACGAUGGCCAUUUCCAUCAUUUGCAAAUGAUGAUUGAGAAAAAGAAUUUCACCAUGAUUGUUGAUGGAGGCAUUUCCCGUACCAUUGUGAACGAAGGAUCUCGUGAGAGCCUGGAUGUCUCCGAUUCCUUGUAUCUUGGAGGACUUCCUCCUGAUGUCAAUGACAGGGCUCUGAAAAAUUGGCAUAUACGAGACAAAUCUAGCUUUGUUGGAUGUUUCCAAAAAGUCUUUAUUAACGGACACCAAUUAGACUUCAGCUCAUCACUUUACAACCAUAAACUAAUCCCUGGAUGCCAAGAGUUAAAAAAACAAGAUCCAUGCACAAGCCACAAAUGUAAGCAUGGCAAGUGCACCAGUCGUAAAGACAAUACUUAUAAAUGCCGGUGUCGGGAAGGUUAUUCUGGAACAUACUGUGAUGUAGGUGAAGAUAGAGAAGUGAAAAAGAUGAACCCCUGUGACAAACAUGAUUGUAGGCAGGGUCGAUGUACCCCCCAGAAGGACAACACAUAUAAAUGUCGCUGUAGACGUGGUUACACUGGCCAAAGAUGUGACAUAGCACCAACUUGCCGUGACAUAGCCUACAAAGAGACCCACAAGGACCCUAAGACAGGCUGCAAAUCACGGACCAAGGUGAAAUUUCGGCGCUGUGAGGGUUCAUGUGGCCGUCACUGUUGCAAGCCGAAGAAAAUCAAGACCCGCCGUGUACGACUGUUCUGUGCAGAUGGAACCAAUUUCGUCUAUAACCUACCAGUGAUCCGAAAGUGCGGUUGCAAGCGCUGCUGACAGAGGUCACUGCCUGGGGCAGGGGUUGGGAAAGGGAUAUAUAUGUUUACAUAUAGACUUACACACAUGCAUACACAUAUAUACACACAGUCAUCUACAGAUGUGUGGAUUUACAUAUAUGCAACUGCAUGUGCAUGUAUAUAUAUAUACAUAUGCAUAUACAUAUAUAUACGUGAAUAGAGAAAAUGAACAUGUGAGAGAGAGAGAGAGCGAGAGAGAGCGAGAGAGAGGGCAAGAAAACGAUGGAGUAAAUGAAUUUUGGAUAUGUAGAUAGAUAGAUAGAUAGAUAGAUAGAUAGAUAGAAUUGUAGAUGAAUCGAGAGAAGUAGAAUGAAGGGAAAAAUGAGGGGAUGAGAGAGAGAGAGAGGAAGAGAAAGAGAGAGAUGGGGGUGGGGGAUGUGUGAGAAGUAAACAGAAAUAUGAAAAAGAAGAGAGAUAAAAAUGCAGAAACUGACUUGAAGAUAAAUAUAUAUAUAUAUAUAUAUAUAUAUUCUCAUACUCAGAGGUUCAAAUACAUAUGUUCCACAAAUGAACACAUCUUAAUUUAUACAAAAAUGAAACAAAACCAUCUAAAAGUGCUCAAUAAAAUCAAUUGAGAUUUAAGGAUUUCUGAGCUAAGACAAAACAAAUGGUUUGAAAAGUCAGGAUUAUCCUAUUGAUUAAUCAAUAAGAUUAAUCUUAUUGAUUUCAUGAUUAAUGGAAUUGUUCCUUGUUAUGUGAAGCAUUGAACUUGAUUCUUGAGCAAAAUGAUGCCGAAAGAGCUGCUUAAAGUUUACUGCAAGCUUAAUACAACAACUGCUCGCUGUCUUGGAAUGGUACGAAUGGAACAAUGAAGAUUGUCAGGGUUUCUAAAUCACCAAGUUUGGUUAUAUAAUAGUGAAAUUAAAUUCUAUGACACUUAAAGUCCUACACACAUUGCACAUACAUAUAUACAUACAUACACACACAUACACAUAUAUAAUUUGUGCAUAUGUAUAUAUGUGUAUAUUGAGAUUUACAUGCAUAUUAUAUAUAUAUACAUAUAUAU
Molecule: messenger RNA, 4824 nt
Organism: Octopus bimaculoides (California two-spot octopus)
Lineage: Eukaryota; Metazoa; Mollusca; Cephalopoda; Octopoda; Octopodidae
Product: protein slit
Cellular component (GO): plasma membrane
Molecular function (GO): calcium ion binding; protein binding
Source: RefSeq, a predicted model, not a curated record